AGAUAAGCCAGCCAAGCACAUCAUCGUACAUCCCUGUCGGUGUCCAAUCACAAACCACCUGCACCACCCGCGGCGACACAUUAUUUUUCUGGAGCUUCUCCAUACCUAGCUCAAGGUAGUUAGGGCAAAGCUGCAAAGUCUAUCGCUGGACAUCACGGUGUUCUUUCUUCACAGAUUCCGACUUCUUCUGUUCGCCAGUCAGGUUGAUUCUGUUUGCAAUUGGUGCUUGCAAAGGCCGACCUGUCUGUUUGGACCUUAAUUGCGCUGAUAAGGAACGUACCGCGCGGGGUACAUACACCACCCACAUCACGCAUAUCAAGACAAACAAGCUCAACUUGAGCUAGAGGAUCUUUCAAAUCGCCAAUUGAGCCUCCCACGGUUCACACGAGACGUCAAGAGAUUGAGAUAGCUGGUUAACAGAGCAGAAGGAGAAGAAAAAGAUAGUAGAUAUGGCGGAUGUUGUGAGGGAUGUCGAGGUUGAGAGUGGGAUGAUGAGGACGGUGAAGGAUUUGUUUUCUGGUGCUGCGGGGGGGAUUGCUCAGGUUCUUAUUGGUGAGUUUGUUUGCUCUCUUUUUUUUAUAUGAUGUUUUUUUGAGGGGGAGAGAGGGGGGGAGGUUGAGGGGUUGAUGGGGAUGAUGAGGAUGAUGGGGAUGAUGAGGAUGAUGGGGAUGAUGAGGAUGAUGGGGAUGAUGAGCAUGGAUGGAUGGAGGUGUGGUUGAGUUUUAUAUCUGGGAUUGAGGAUUGUGAGUUGAGAUUGCGGUUGGAAGUGCAAUUGAGAUAGGGAUGGGGAUGGUUUAUUGUCUUUUUUGCUUUUCGGGUUGACUUUUGGAAUUCUGUUGGUUGGAUGGAAGCAUGACUUUCAUUCACAAGUUUUGGAUAUACUUCGUCAUCUGGAAUCCAAUUAGACUCACUAUCAAGAUAUACAAAAACAAAUCACUAACAACCCCCCAGGCCAACCAUUCGACAUAGUCAAAGUCCGUCUCCAAACCACAACCCAAUACCCCAACGCCCUAGUCGCAGCCCAAACAAUCUACCGCACAGAGGGCGCCCUAGCAUUCUACAAAGGAACCCUCACCCCCCUCAUCGGAAUCGGCGCCUGCGUCUCCGUCCAAUUCGGCGCCUUCCACGAAGCCCGCCGCCGCUUCGAAGCCCGCAACAAGGUCCUCAACCCCUUCAAACCCGAUCUCUCCUACGCGCAAUACUACGGCGCCGGUGCCUUUGCCGGAAUCGCCAACAGCGUCAUCUCAGGACCCAUCGAACACGUGCGGAUCCGACUACAGACCCAACCCCACGGUGCCGCACGACUGUACUCGGGGCCCUUGGAUUGCGUCCGGAAGCUGAGCGCCCACGGCGGCGUGCUCAUGGGUCUGUACCGCGGCGAGGCCGUCACGAUCCUCCGCGAAGCGCAGGCGUAUGGGAUGUGGUUCAUGAGCUUCGAGUACAUGAUGAAUUCGGACGCGGCGCGGAAUUCCAUCGUCCGGUCCGAGAUUCCGACGUGGAAAGUUGCUUUCUAUGGUGGUUUGGCGGGCGAGGCGCUCUGGUUGGGGAGUUACCCGUUUGAUGUGGUCAAGAGUAAGAUGCAGACGGAUGAGUUUGGGGAGAAGAUGAGGUAUAAGACUAUGCGGGAUUGUUUUGCGAAGACGUAUAAGGGGGAGGGAUUGGGGGGUUUUUGGAAGGGGAUUGGACCGACGCUACUGAGGGCUAUGCCGGUUAG
Molecule: messenger RNA, 1714 nt
Organism: Hymenoscyphus albidus
Lineage: Eukaryota; Fungi; Ascomycota; Leotiomycetes; Helotiales; Helotiaceae
Source: the annotation of a GenBank genome assembly